CCCAUAUAGCUGUGUCAUACUUUGAUUUUCACAGUUGAGCACUAGUUGCAAGAUUAGGUGUUGAAUCUGACUCGGGCACAAUACUCCACAACUGGCACCAAAAUCCAAUUCCCUUCCCGAACACGAGGCUGAGAGACAUUGCGGUCGCAAUCAAUUCAAGUACUUUGCAUCAUUCUACGGAAAGAAAUCAUUCAGGUUCAAGUGGAAGCUGCGACAUUUUUCGAUAAAACGCACGCAUUCACCGACAUUCUCAGUCAAAAUCUACUGGACCCGUGACAAAUUUCUACGACACACAUCUCAUCAGUGGCCCUCCUUCCAAAAACGGACCAAUGUCAUUCAACAAAUUAGCUGUAUCUGCUGUGAAUGGCGCACUAGAGAUACAGCCCGCACUUGCAAACAUCAAUUUCGACUUCUCGCUGUGGAAAGUGGCGCCACCAAAGGAGUUCGAAGGUGUUGGCGCUGCGCUGACCACUUUUCGAAGGAACGAGGCAGAGAAUGGCUGCGCACACCGAACUGCUCGGAAAUUGGGAGCACUUUUCGAGAAGGUGCUCCCAACUACUCCAAAACUCAUUAAGGCAUAUGGCCAGCGGGCCUCAGAGAUCUCCAAGGCUUCCUCUAUUGACGCGGAGGCCCGGGCGGCCUAUGGGGUCUUCGCCAGCCGAGUUGGAGCGGAUGCAACUAGCUUGUGGGCUGCGGCAACAUCAGGGAGUAGCGCAAUUGCGGUUCACUUACUUGCUUGUAUGUUGGCAAAGAUUUGGGAAGCGCCCGAAGCAACCUCGAUUUGGGUAGAGAUAACGGAGAAACGGAAGAAAGAGAUCAACGAUGACUUCGAACAGAAUAACAUUAGCGACAUGGCUAGUUUGGCUGCUGCAAAACAAGAGCUGACCCGAAGUCAAAUCUCUGAAUGGGAUGCAAGUGCUCGUGCUUGGCUCGGGGUAGCCGAUACUGAGAAAUGCCGACAACAGAAACAGCUCAUGCUGAUUUUGGAAAACGUUCAAACUUCCGUUAACAAGAUACCAGAGACAUACAGUAGCGUAAUAAGCGCAUGGAAAAAUGCUUUGAUUCAGAUGGAGGGUUUGAUCAACGGCGUAUCUCAAGAAGCUCAAGGCGGCGACAUCAUUCUAGGACUUUCGGCAUGGCAUCUAUUCCCCGACUUGAUGGUUGUUGCUCCUCGUCCAACGCCAGUCCGCCAGCGUGAUCCCAUUUUCGCCCAUGGCGGGGUGUUAACCAUUGGACUGGUCAAUCCGAAUACUCAAGAUAGGGGCGUCCAUUGGUCUCUUCCACUUGCACACCUGCGGCACUAUGGAGUUCCAGUCGUUUCUUUGAGAUCAAUUGACAGUAAUGAGCGAUCGAGAAUUUCUACCGGCGAGCUACUUCUAGCUACAUUUGGCUGUGUUUUACAAGGGUGGGGCGAAGCCGGCAACAACACCCUUCAAGCCGUCACCUGGCUUAAUAAUGUCGGCAGGCUUCUUGAGAAGUCUCGGUCAGCCGGAGGACGCUCUGCCUGCAUUCUUUUAGAAGGAGAUGCUGCUCUCUCUUGGUUUUCCCUACUACUUGCAGCUGCAAGACAAUACCUCGAGUCACAGGGAAAUGAACGCAAAACGGCGAAUAAACUCAUCCUCCUGGGUCGAAAGCAUGGGAAGCGGUUCUUGGAUCGGCCAGCUGAACCCUUAUUUGGAUUGCUAGGUGUUCCAAGCACAGUUCGCCCUGACAACUCUCAGGGCAAUCCAUCUACACACAAACCUGAAGCAAGACCUACAGAUAUCGUUGCAGGAAUAUCUUCUGAGUCUUCUAUGCUGUUAUCUAGGGUUGGUCAGAGAGGGAGUUAUGUUAAUCUAAUCACUGCAGAUGACGACAAGAUACACUUCCUAAGAAUGGUGGCCCUGAAUAUCGCUGGUGGCAUGAGCCUUGAUCCUACCCAAAUAUUCAUCCGCUACAAGCGUCACUAUCCUAAAUGGUCAAAACAUGUGUAUGAGUACACUACCGCUUUACCAUGGCACCGAGCCACACCAAAACGAAAGUUCGACGAAAGCAAAUCCGGAGCCGACGGUCAUACGCGGUGGUUGUAUAGGGGGGGAAGUUUACUGAGGAGAGGAACUGAUCGAAGGUACUACGACAGAUUAGAUGCGACUUUUCCUGAGACUGGCGAUCUCCAACGUAUACCGGGAGAUUUCUGGGAGUUCCACAAAAGUAAAAAUAGCUCAGUGCGGCCCGGAACCGAUCGCAACAUCUUUACCGAAGAGGAAGGGCAAUCAAUUUGUCAGGAAUUUGAAAACCGGAAACGCUUCUAUGCAUCACUUGGAGAACAUACAAUUGAUCGAGAAAGCGAGCUCAUUGAAGACUUUGAUUCUAUGAGAAUGGGCGUAUUCUGGGAUAAUAUGGGUUGCGUGGGUGGAAAUCAGGGACAAACACCUUGGUAUCGAUUAAUAUAUGGAGAUGAAAACUCAGCAGGAUUGUUUGUUGUCGAGGGCAGAGGAAACAUGCUGGCUCUUAUACGGUCUAACGGUACGGAAGCCGCAGACUUUUCUAGUCUAUUCGAAGCAGGAAAGAUUGAUGCUACUGCAAUUUCGAACCAACUGCUACGAACAUUCCACAAUGCCAAUGCGGCAGUGGAUCCUCACCUCAAAGCCCUCAAAGCAGUAUCAACUGCUGCAGCAAUGUACCGGAAAUUUCCGAAUACGUCUGUUGAUGUUCGAAUUUUGCAGCAACCGAUCUGGAAAGCAGCUUGGGUAAAAGAGUGUUAUGAUGCCCCCCCCGAACAAGAUAUGGACAGAAUACCCUCUUCUCUGGAGCCUUACCAUUUGGAACGCUCAACAGCGUUCGCAUGUAUCGCCAUGUUUGAGUCUGGCAUCUAUGAUAUUGAUCCGAGCUUGCUCGAGAAUGUUAUCGCCAUGUCAUCCAUUGACUCGAUUUACAUUGGAGGUGCCUUGCUGCUGGAUCCACAAGAGCUGGCAUAUUCUGGGGAUAUACGGCGUGUUUUAGGCAAUAUAGGCAGGCCUGGUAUGGCUUUCCUUAUACCACCUGUUGAUCCCAUGAUACGGGAAGUGAAGAUGGCUGAAUGGUCUCGAAUUGACCGGGAUGAAUUUGAUGGGGAUAUGCGCGACUGUUUUGAGAGCACAUCGCUACAUCUCUCUUUCACUGGAGCAAAUACUCCUAUAAAUCUGGGCUUCUCAGGUGGACAGGACGUGGAUGUCUAUUUGCUGGAGACACUUAUUUCGCUAAGGGAUGGCGGUGAAUGGAUUGCAGAUUUGGAUAUCUUCAACACUAUCGACAAUGUGAGGCUCCGGAAAAUGAGCGACUGUCAAGACCAUAACCAUAACAACGUGGUUGCGCCACACAAUUUCACGGCGAUCGAUAAUUGGUUCGGUCUGAUUGAUGCCCCAGAAACACCUAUGAGCAUUGUGCGGGCUCACAAAAACUGGCAGGCUCGACUCGCAGCUACAACGAUUAGUAUUGCUCUCGGAUAUGAGACGGUUGUUCUAUCGGAUCACCCAUGUUGGUGUUGUUUUAACAACAAGGCUAAAGAAAUGGCGUGGGGUAAAUUUCUGAAAGUUAUUAUUAUAGGGUAGAACCUUUUAUUCAAGAAAUAUACAUAGGUUCAGC
Hyaloscypha bicolor E is the source of this 3603-nucleotide messenger RNA. RefSeq lists its product as uncharacterized. The record is from RefSeq and is a predicted model, not a curated record. Bases 330 to 3569 code for a protein of 1079 amino acids. Lineage: Eukaryota; Fungi; Ascomycota; Leotiomycetes; Helotiales; Hyaloscyphaceae. The transcript has 2 exons.